AUGUCGGAAUCUUCGAAGUUUAAAUCUUCUAAUUUGAACGCUACUCCAACUCUACAAUGCAAAGACCUCCAUGAGUAUCUUAAGAGUAGAUCUUCUCAAUUCUUAGAAAAUUUAUACAACUAUCCUACCAUUUGUUUAGCAGUUUACAGGGAACUGCCAGAAUUGGCUCGUCAUUUUAUAAUUCGGCUUUUAUUUGUUGAACAACCGGUCCCACAAGCUGUAGUGGCCUCAUGGGUCACCCAAACCCAUGCUAAAGAACAGAAUAAGGCAUGCGAGGCUUUGUCUGAACUUUCAGUUUGGCAUGAAGCACCGAUACCUGGUGGGUUGCCAGGAUGGCUCCUAGCACAGUCUUUUAAGAAAAACUUAAAAGUUGCCUUACUUGGAGGUGGGCGGCCAUGGAGUAUGUCACAAACACUAGAACCAGACGGCAAGGCUAGAGACAUAACAUUCCUUGACGCCUAUGCUCUUGAAAGAUGGGAGUGUGUAUUACAUUAUAUGGUUGGCAGUCAGCAGACUGAGGGUAUAAGUGCAGAUGCUGUUAGAAUAUUACUACAUGCAGGAUUAAUGACGAGAGAUGCCGAAGAUGGAUCAGCCGUAAUAACUAAAGCAGGGUUUCAGUUCCUCUUACUUAGCACAGCCAAACAGGUUUGGCUUUUCCUACAACAUUAUUUACAAACAGCAGAGAAGAGAAAUUUAAGUUCCGCAGAAUGUUUAGCUUUUCUUUACCAGCUCAGUUUUAGUACGCUAGGAAAGGACUACAGUACAGAGGGCAUGAGCAACAACAUGCUGGUGUUUUUGCAACAUUUGAGAGAAUUCGGUCUUGUUUAUCAGAGAAAGCGUAAAGCCGGUCGUUUCUAUCCCACACGACUCGCGCUUAACAUCACCUGCGUACGCGACGGCGUCGCCCCGUUAGAAGCAAAACGAACCCAAGGUUAUAUUGUGGUGGAGAGUAACUAUCGUUUAUACGGAUACACACAGAGUACCCUGCAAGUUGCCCUUCUGGGAUUGUUCACAGAAUUGAUGUACAGGUUCCCUAAUCUGGUGGUGGGGGUGAUCACUCGCGAGUCAGUGCGUCAGGCGUUCCGCGGUGGAAUAUCAGCUGAACAGAUUAUCAAAUUCUUGGAACAACAUUCUCAUCCACAGAUGUUAAAGACCGAAUCGGGUGGGAUUAGAACGACAUCAGUGCUGCCACCUACCGUGGUGGAUCAGAUUAGGCUGUGGGAGAGCGAAAGGAACCGCUUCACUUACACCGAGGGUGUAGUCUACAACCAGUUUCUGUCCCAGGCGGAUUUCGUUGUACUGCGAGACUACGCGCGCGCGCAAGGUGUUUUGAGUUGGCAGAACGAGCGCACGCGCACGAUGGUAGUGACGCGCUCGGGGCACGAUGACGUCAAAAAAUUCUGGAAGCGGUACUCCAAGUCAUCUUGA
Messenger RNA from Leptosia nina, 1428 nucleotides. Lineage: Eukaryota; Metazoa; Arthropoda; Insecta; Lepidoptera; Pieridae. The record is from the annotation of a GenBank genome assembly.